Molecule: messenger RNA, 2591 nt
Organism: Scomber scombrus (Atlantic mackerel)
Lineage: Eukaryota; Metazoa; Chordata; Actinopteri; Scombriformes; Scombridae
Product: protein yippee-like 5
Exons: 3
Coding region: 231-596 (121 amino acids)
Source: RefSeq, a predicted model, not a curated record
AGCAGCAGGCCGCCGCAGCACGGGUCGUUGCGUCAGGACCGGAUGUUGACACUGGUCUGGAGCUCAGCAGCAGACAGGAACAGCUGAAAAAGAACAACAAAGCCACGAAGACGACGACGACGGUCCAAACAACAGAUGUGCGCCUAAAAUAUACCAAAUAUAUCGGUGACAUCAUCGGCGGUGGAGACAUUUUGUGCCAAUAAAGCCAAACUUGACGAGAAAAUUGAACAAUGGGACGUAUCUUCUUGGACCACAUUGGAGGAACACGCCUCUUUUCCUGUGCCAACUGCGACACCAUUUUGACUAACCGCUCUGAGCUUAUCUCCACACGCUUCACAGGAGCCACUGGCAGAGCUUUCCUCUUCAACAAGGUAGUGAACCUGCAGUACAGCGAGGUGCAGGACAGAGUGAUGCUUACUGGCAGGCACAUGGUGAGGGAUGUCAGCUGCAAGAACUGCAACAGCAAGCUCGGAUGGAUCUACGAGUUUGCUACUGAGGACAGUCAGAGGUACAAGGAGGGACGUGUAAUCCUGGAGAGGGCGCUAGUCAGGGAGAGUGAGGGCUUUGAAGAGCAUGUCCCCUCAGACAACUCAUGAUCCCCUAACCUUGGAUUAACUUGUGUGGGGAAAACUUACUCCCGAGUCCUCCUUUCCCUCUCCUUUAUCCCCCUGCCUCUGUGCUGCACCAUUUGCAGAUUAAGUGGUCUGUGAAGUUUUGGCUUCACCCUCUUACCCCACCCCAGUCUCUGGCCUAUGACCUUAGACCUCUGCUGAUUUGAAGAUUGAAUUUGCUGGAUCUAUUCUUGCUGAAUAGGUUCCCCCAAAAUACGUCCUGAUUUAUGUGUCACAGGGCGCCCUCCCCAAAAACAGCUGGGGACUCAGAUAGGGGAAACUUCACUUGUUUACAUGUUCAUGCACGGUCACACAGAAUUUUCACCACCACUGCACAAGGCAUGCUCCACCCUUUCUCAUAUGGUAAUUCAACAUAUGCAUGAUAACAGUCAUGAUUAGUCACAUAACAAAAUGCAUUACUUGGUCACUGAAGGCUGUAGAGCUCAGUAUAUUCAUCCCCCAGACUCAGGCAAAGCAACCUGCCCACUCCACUCAACAACAUAAAACAAACCAAUGGAGGAUUCACUCUACAUAUGGCUUUCUUGGCUCUUGUGCUUCUGUGUUGUGAACUUUGUCUCACUGUACUUGUCACUGGUGAGCACUGAAUGCAUUUAAGACCAUGAUAGUUGUUAUUUCUGUAUCAGUUACCUCUUUUUAGCCGGUAGUGUUAUUAAUGUAAUAGUGUUUAAAAUCUACAUUUUCAAUAAUGCAACGCACAGAUUGAUGUCAUAUUUAAGAAUUCAUUGUAGUGUUUGAUGGUGGUAGGGAUUUUUAUUUAGAUCUGCCUCACAUGAUGUGCAAUUAUUUUGAGUGAUGUGACAUUCUUGAAAUGUACACAGUGUCCCUCUGAUACAGUUCACAUUGUGGAAGUGAUCUCCUGUACAGUAGACAAUCCUACAAUUGAUCCUGCAAUUUAAUUGGGUUGUACCACUCUCCAUCUGUUACCAUGGAUUCUGUGCCUGUGUGGUGUGCUGUGUGAAGAGCAAUAUGUCACUGCAGUGACUUAUCAGGAGCUUGUACCUUCCAGCCACUUCUCUUCAAUAUGCCGGAGGAGGAAUGUGUCUGAGACGUGAUGGAGAUAUUCUCCAUCUGUCUGCUGGCCUAAGGAUAGGAUUAUGAGAGGAUGGGUCAUGCAAGUGUUUUAAAUUAGCAGGAUGGAAAAGGUAACGGAGCCUCUGAAAGAAUAAGUACAACCACAACACAACUAGCAUUCAGUUCUUUUCUAUAAAACAGCAGUAUUGGAAGUGACACACCAACAAUCAAUCCUGCUUGAGUCUACUUUUAAGGCCUGUAUUCGAUUGAACAGUUGCAGAGUGCUAGUGACCCAUCCUCUUUUUAUAAUCCUAGGCUAAGGGCACAUUUGGUCAUUACAUGGCCUUUUCCUUGUAAGACAAAGCCAAACAAGCUUGGUGUCAUCCUCUGAUUAGGCCACAGACGUUUCCGAAGUGUCCUGUGAAGAUUUCAAUCAAAAUCUCAAAUUGUUAAAAAAAAACAAAAAAAAAACAAUACAAAAAAAUCUUAAUUUUUAUGACAUUUGAGGUUAUUUUUGGACUGAUUUCUAGCAGGCAUUACCAGAAUGGUCCAGCCUUCACUUUGUGACACUGUAAAUGUUUUUGCUUGCAUUUACAAGGUCAUGCAAGACAGCACUAGUUGUCAUUUCUACAGAAAAAUCUAAAGUUAAAUUAAAUGAAUAUGGCUUUUUCAGGACACUGACACCAUCAAUAUCCCCAGGUCUGUGCAGUGAACAGUCAAUAGCCAUGACAGAAUAUUAUCAUUUGUUGCUAACUUUUAGCAUUUUAUUGAUUGGCCAGUUGUUUUUAUUUGCUUUACUCAAUAUGAUUAUUGUUUUAUUAAUGGGUACAUUUAUCUUAUUGUGCAUUUUCUUGAUUGGAGGUUUGGAGAAAAAAAAAGGUUUUCUUGUAUGGCUAUAGCAAGAUUUUCUCUGCUGUUAUUUCUAAAUAAAGAUGUGGUCUUGCUGGG